Solanum tuberosum (potato) is the source of this 3414-nucleotide messenger RNA. RefSeq names its product pentatricopeptide repeat-containing protein At4g21170. NCBI's taxonomy places the organism in Eukaryota, Viridiplantae, Streptophyta, Magnoliopsida, Solanales, Solanaceae. The record is from RefSeq and is a predicted model, not a curated record. Gene Ontology annotation, molecular function: protein binding. Bases 67 to 1821 code for a protein of 584 amino acids. The transcript is spliced from 2 exons.
AAAUGUACGGAAAAUUCUCUGCAACUCUCUUCCCAAUUGAAACUGAUUCGCUUGCACAAAACUCAAAUGACCAUUGCCUCUAGAGCUCUCUUUCUCUUCCAGAAAUCAAUCGCAAUAGCAAGCACUGUAACAACAACACAAAAGCCCCAAAGUUGGAGAAUCCAAUUCAAACAAACCCAAUUAGUUUCCCAAAUUUCCUCUAUUCUCUUGCAAAGACAAACAAAUCAAUGGCCUUCCCUUCUCAAGAACCUCAAACUUUGUUCUUCACAAUUUACUCCAUCUCUCUUCCUUCAAAUCCUCCACAACACCCAAACCAACCCACAAGUCUCUCUACGCUUCUUCGACUAUGCCAAGAACAAUCUUGGGUUCCAACCUGAUGCCAAAGUUCUUUGUACACUUGUGUAUAUACUUCUCGGGUCCGGACUAUCCAAACCCGCAAAACCCAUCUUGGAUACUCUCAUUCAAACAUACCCACCAGCCCAAAUUGUAGGUUUCUUGAUUCAGUCACUGAAAGUUGGUGAAAUUCACAUUCAGUCUUCAGUCUUGAGCUCAGUUCUUGAAUGUUACUGCAAUAAAGGUUUGUUCUUGGAAGCUCUUCAGGUUUAUCAAAUAGUUAGAGAAUAUGGCUAUUUUGUAUCUGUUAAUUGUUGUAAUACAUUGCUUAAUUUACUGCUCAGUAAGAAUGAGUUAAGAUUGGGCUGGUGUUAUUUUGGUUCUAUUAUUCGUAAUGGGGUUCAGGAGAAUGUGGUUACAUGGUCUUUAAUUGCUCAAAUGCUUUGUAAAGAUGGGAAAUUUGAGCAAAUUGUUCCUAUUCUAGACAAGGGUGUAUGCAGUCCUGUUAUGUAUAACAUACUCAUAGACUGUUACUCUGAGAGAGGGAACUUUGAAGCUGCAUUUGGUUAUUUAAAUGAUAUGUAUAGUAAAUGUAUUGAUCCCACCUUUAAUACUUUUAGCUCAAUUCUUGAUGGUGCUUGCAAAUAUCAAAAUGCCGAAGUGAUUGAAUCAGUGAUGAGUUCCAUGGUGGAAAAAGGACAUCUCCCGAAAGUUGUGUUACCUGACUAUGAUUCUGUGAUUCGAAGGUUCUCUGAUAUGGGAAAAGCAUAUGCAGCUGAAUUGUUUUUCAGGGAAGCUUAUGAAAAAAGGAUUAAGCUACAAGACAAUACUUAUGGCUCUAUGCUAAGGGCAUUCUCCAAGGAAGGUAAAGCUGAAGAUGCUAUUUGGAUGUACAACAUUAUAGUUGAGAGAAAAAUAUUCAUCAGUGACAAAUGCUAUAGUGCCUUCAUGAGUGUCCUAUGCAAUGAAAAUCCAUCACUGGAAGUUAGCAGUUUGUUGAAAGACUUGAUAGGAAGAGGAUUCGUACCUCCCGUAUCUCAAGUAUCUAAAUUUAUAGUUUCUCAAUGUGAAAAGCGUCAGUGGAAAGAAGCUGAGGAGCUUCUGAAUGUAAUUUUUCAAAGAAGACUUCAGUUUGAAUCUUUUUGUUGUUGCUCUUUGGUGCGGCACUAUUGCUUUAGCAGAAGGAUUGAUUCUGCCAUUUCUUUACAUACUGAACUAGAGAGACUUGGUGUUGCUUUAGAUGUAGAGACCUACGGUUUACUACUUGACAGUCUGUUUAAAUCAAGACGGCGUGAAGAAGCUCUAAAGAUCUUCGAUUACAUGAGAACACAUGAUAUGUUAAGCAGCGAAAGUUUUUCAAUCAUGAUUAGAGGGCUAUGUCAGGAACAGGAGUUUAGAAAAGCAAUGAGACUGCAUGAUGAUAUGCUGAAAUUGGGGUUUAAACCUGACAAAAAAGCAUAUAAGCGAUUGAUUUCUGGGUUUGGCUAAAUAAUACAUUUUCGCCUCAUUUAUAUUUUAUCUCUUCACUUACAAUACAUACUGUACAGCAUGGUUGCUCACCUGAGAGUAGAUCUUGGUGAUGCUCGCUUUCGGUAGCCAUCCAAUUUUUUUUAUCUCUCUACGCACAAUUUAAACAGCAUACAAUGAGAAAUAUGAAUCUGUCCUUUACUUACAAAAGGUAAUUUCUGUUCCUUUUCACUUUCCCUUUUUCAUUUGACUCAAAAUUCUGUUCAGAAAGGAUUUACAUUUAUGUAAUAGCCCAAUUGUUUGACAGCAGAAAAUUUCAUACUUUUGGCUUCACUUGAAUGUUUAUCUACUGAUGUCAUGGUGGACUUGUUUGUAAAUUGGCAGUAUUGACGAUCUAAAAUUUUUAUGUCUGUCCUAUGCAUCAUUGCCUAAAGAAUUCUCGUGACAAUUGCAUGUUAGACUGUACUUUCUUUACCUGGAAAUAGUUUCCAGUGGCUUCCUUCUAAAUGCUUUCAUCUCCCCUAGCAGAGGUGUCAUUGUUCGGUUGCAUUUCAGCUUUCACUCUUUCUGAAGUGAUUCGUACUGUCUCUUGUGAUGUGUGACACUGAGGUCGAUCAACUUAAACAUCUGAGUGUAAUUCUAGUUGUAUUUGAAGUUGUCUCUGGGCUUCCUAUUAAUUGGAGAAAAGUUACUUGUAUCCAGUCAAUGAAGUGACUAAUUGCUGCAUUCUAACUGGCUAACUGCUACCUUAGGCUGCAAAGUUGGUACCUUACCAACACUCGUCUUGGAUUGUGAUUGGGGGCUAAGCAUAAAGUUGAUAGCAUCUGGGAAGGAGUGAUGAAAUGUGAGAAAAGGUUAGCCAGAUGGUGUAUCAUUACUGGAGGACAUUAGAUCUCUGCGGCCUCUAAUACUGGGAUCAAGGUGGGCAACAACAGAAAAGGUUCUUUGUGGAAAGGACACAGACCUUUGCAAGUUGUGUUUUCAGAUUUAUUCACAUUGCCUUCAAAAGCUGCAUCUACAGAGUAAAUGGAUUUGGAAUAUCAACCUCCGAGUAAAUUUCAAGUCUGUUGAUUUUUUCAAUCAUUUGAACACAUAUCAGCAGCUAAUUAAUACUGAAGACAACAUAACAUGGAUUUCUAGCAAGAAGGGUCUAUUCACAGUGAAAUCAAUCUACAGAAAAUUAAGAAAAGAGAAGUUACCAAGUCAUUGGCCAUUGAAACAGAUGUUGAGAUCCAAUGUUCCAUUCCAUGUGGUUUUCUUUACAUGGAUUGAAGCUUGUGAGAAUAUCCAAAAAGAGGUUUUGAGCUAUGCAGCAAGUGAGAGCAUCUGCAACUUGCUUUUGACCUGUGGUUUGCAAUUGGUCAUACAAAGAUCAACAAAUGAUUUACUGAGGUGCUAAGCACAGAAAAGACCCAAGUAAGGAAGAGAAAAGACUAUACUUGCUGGACUGAAGAAAUAAAAUACAUAUGUUUUGAAGAUUCUGCAAGCUCCGCCAACAAGAUAAAACUGUAAUUGUGUAUGUUUUUGUUUUGUUUUGCUUAUGUUAGACUCAAACAUCUUUUCUUAUUUAUUAGUUCACAUUUAGUUAAGUCGAUUAUUGACCUAAAUAAUGUA